CCGCCGCCGCCCGCGGCGGAGCAGGGCGGGGUCCCCGACGACAAGGGCAGAGACCCGGACAAGGGCUUCGGCGGCUGGCUGAAGAGCAAGAAGAACGAAAUCAAGGCGCACACGAAGGAGAUACGCGAGAACGCGCACCUCAUCGACAUCGCCAGGGGCAUCCCCAGCCAGCCCGCCCACAGGGGGCCCCGCACGGGCGAGGAGCGCCUGGAGUUCACGUUCAUGCAGCGUGCGCUGGGCCUCGAGCUGGACCUGCGCGAGGGGGUCGUGCGCGCCAUCAAGCCAGGAGGUCAGGCUGAGUCGCUGCUUGUGCAGGUCAUGGACCGGCUGGUAGCGAUCGACGGGGACCCGUUGCCUGAGGUGGAGGACGGAGACCAGUUCAUCUUGAGGAACAUAAGGACAACAUAAACAUACACGUGUGGAUAUCCGCGCGGAUUGCUUGGACCUGUGCUGGGCCCCCCUGGCGGCGGCUCCGUCGCUGCCCCUGGCGCGCUCAGCGCGCCAGGGAGGGGGUGCCGAGCGCUCCA
Messenger RNA from Prorocentrum cordatum, 527 nucleotides. The record is from the annotation of a GenBank genome assembly. Lineage: Eukaryota; Dinophyceae; Prorocentrales; Prorocentraceae.